GGAGUGAAUCAACUCGGUGGUGUAUUCAUAAACGGCCGUCCAUUGCCUAACUAUAUUCGUAGUAGAAUAGUUGAUUUAGCAAAAAACGGCGUAAGACCGUGUGAUAUAUCUCGUAGGCUUUUGGUUUCUCACGGAUGCGUAAGCAAAAUAUUAGGACGUUAUUAUGAAACAGGAUCAGUUCGCCCUGGUACAAUUGGAGGAAGUAAACCUAAAGUAGCAACACCGACAGUGGUAGCAAAGAUAGAACAGUUUAAGCAUGAGAACCCAAGCAUAUUUGCCUGGGAAAUCAGAGAAAAGCUAAUAAACGAAAAAGUGUGCAAAGAUGAAACAGUUCCAAGUGUGAGUUCUAUUAACAGGGUAUUGCGACAUCGAGCCAUUGAAAAGGCUGCAGCUUCAGGUCUUGCUUUAUACAGGGGUCAAUCAGUUCAUCCUUACCAUCAUACAUACUGGAGAAUACCAAAUAUCGCUACGUCGCAGAAUAAGUAUUACCGCUCAGAUACAAACUACGCGUCUACAGAAAGUACUAAAAAAACCGCCCUUAAAGCUAAUGAAACAAACAAACCUCGCCGUAAUAGAACUACAUUCACUGGUAAGCAAUUAGAAGAAUUAGAAAAGGCAUUUCAGAUAAAUCAAUAUCCCGAGGUGAAUUCUAGAGAGGAUUUAGCAAAACAAGUAGCCUUAUCCGAAGCUCGCGUACAGGUCUGGUUUUCGAAUCGUCGUGCGAAAUGGCGACGAGCUCAAAGGCUU
Trichoplax adhaerens is the source of this 747-nucleotide messenger RNA. RefSeq lists its product as uncharacterized. The record is from RefSeq and is a predicted model, not a curated record. Gene Ontology annotation, molecular function: RNA polymerase II cis-regulatory region sequence-specific DNA binding; DNA-binding transcription factor activity, RNA polymerase II-specific. Lineage: Eukaryota; Metazoa; Placozoa; Uniplacotomia; Trichoplacea; Trichoplacidae. The transcript is spliced from 3 exons. Gene Ontology annotation, biological process: anatomical structure development; regulation of transcription by RNA polymerase II. The annotation marks the transcript as partial.